GUGGUCCUCACAGACAAGACCUCGGGUGCAUUCUCCGCCAAAGGGGACUCCGGUUCCUGCGUCACCGAUGCCUUUGGCCGCUUCGGAGGCAUUAUCAUUGGCGGUAGUGGCGUCACCGAAACCUCCGACAUCACCUAUGUCACCCCCAUCUCCUUCAUCACGAAGACCCUCCACGCCAGCAAGCGCUUCCAGCACGCCCACCUUGGCCCGAUCCUCGCCUAG
Messenger RNA from Pisolithus orientalis, 222 nucleotides. RefSeq lists its product as uncharacterized. The record is from RefSeq and is a predicted model, not a curated record. The transcript has a single exon. The annotation marks the transcript as partial. Lineage: Eukaryota; Fungi; Basidiomycota; Agaricomycetes; Boletales; Pisolithaceae.